UUGAAAAGUUCUACUGGUUUAUUUCAACAGACAAUUAUUUAGUUGUAGCCGGAAGAGAUGCUCAACAGAAUGAAUUGCUGGCUAAGCGCUAUUUCGUCCCAGGUGAUAUUUACGUUCAUGCCGAUCUCCAUGGUGCUAGCACUGUCAUCGUUAAGGCAAGGCCAUUACAACCUGCUGAUUUCGGAUUUAUGCCUCUACAAGGUUAGUUAUUUUUGUAAAUUUGCGCUUUUAUUUCUUAAAUCGGAAGAUUAUUACCAUUCACAGAUAUUUUACCGAUGA
This is a messenger RNA of Protopolystoma xenopodis, 279 nucleotides long. The record is from the annotation of a GenBank genome assembly. NCBI's taxonomy places the organism in Eukaryota, Metazoa, Platyhelminthes, Monogenea, Polystomatidea, Polystomatidae.